Ceutorhynchus assimilis (cabbage seed weevil) is the source of this 579-nucleotide messenger RNA. Lineage: Eukaryota; Metazoa; Arthropoda; Insecta; Coleoptera; Curculionidae. The record is from the annotation of a GenBank genome assembly.
AUGAACUCACGUGAAACCGAAGAAAGUGAAUGCUAUCAACCAGAAGAGGAAAUAGCAGAGAAAAUGUCUUUUGUGUUUCGAGAGCUUAAAAUGAAAGCAAAAGUUCUCAAUGGAGUUUUAGAUGAACAAGACAAUAAUUUGCCAGCAGUGGAAACAAACCCAAGCAUUGCCUCGGAACAGGACGGAUUCAAUGUUGACGACACAAGCGAGGACAAGGAAAAUGAGACGGAACAAACACAAAAAGCAAAUAAGGCUGGGAUAUUGGAACUGUCCGUUUACGCACCGGAUACUGGAAAGCCUGUCCAGGAGACCAUCGAUUUCUACGAACAACUCCAACUGUUGAUAGAAACAAUACCCCAACAUGAAGACAUAAUAAUAAUGGGCGACUUGAACGGAAUAGUAGGAAAUGAGGUAAUACCUGAAGUCAAGAAUAGAUUUAAUGAAGAGAUAGUGAACGAGCGGGCAAUAAACAAAAAUAAUGGCUCCUGGAAACGCUUCCUCGAUCUUGACAGUUCCAGCAACGAAAUGAUUUGCUGUAUGGGAGAACUACAACGACGAAUGGUUUCAGAUAAAGCUUAA